Lecanosticta acicola is the source of this 520-nucleotide messenger RNA. Lineage: Eukaryota; Fungi; Ascomycota; Dothideomycetes; Mycosphaerellales; Mycosphaerellaceae. The record is from the annotation of a GenBank genome assembly.
AUGCUCUUUUUCAGCUUCUUCAAGACGCUCGUCAACCACGAAGUGACAAUUGAGCUGAAGAACGACAUCUCCAUUCGCGGCACCCUCAAGAGCGUGGACCAGUACUUGAACAUCAAGCUCGACGACAUCACGGUGGUAGAAGAGUUGAAAUACCCACACUUGGUCAGUCGCCGAACGUCGAGAAGGAAGAGGAGGACAAGUGCAAUUCUGUGUUGUUACGGGCACAAGAGCCGCGGGAAAUAAGGGCAGAAGAGGCUGAUUCGCAGGCACAGAGUUCGGUGAAGAAUGUCUUCAUCCGGGGAAGCGUGGUACGAUACGUGCACCUGCCAGCAGCAGCAGUAGACACGACGUUACUCGAGGAUGCUACACGGAGAGGUGCGUCAUGGGACGAAGAGAGACUCGCUGUCACGUCACGUCACGUUUGUGGCUUGUGGUGGUUGUCCGUCUUGGAAGUUGGAUACUGACACUCGAUCUCUCUGCAGAGGCGCAACAAUCGGCAACGAAAGCGAAGCAGGGAUGA